Molecule: messenger RNA, 1100 nt
Organism: Suillus clintonianus
Lineage: Eukaryota; Fungi; Basidiomycota; Agaricomycetes; Boletales; Suillaceae
Product: cytochrome c/c1 heme-lyase
Exons: 3
Coding region: 165-833 (222 amino acids)
Biological process (GO): cytochrome c-heme linkage
Cellular component (GO): mitochondrion
Molecular function (GO): holocytochrome-c synthase activity
Source: RefSeq, a predicted model, not a curated record
GCCAAGGUUACAUGCUCAAGCGCUCAUUCCUUCGCAAGGCCAUGCAUGUAGCUAGCAUAAGCCAACGGAUUUUUUCUCGCUGUCUAGUAUUUGUGACAGUGCCGCCGCGUCAAUUUCAUUCGACCAUAGCUUGAUGACUCAGCAAGGCUAUCUUUACUUCCGCCAUGGCAGACAAGUGUCCAGUCGACCACGGCAGUCAUUCUUCAGACGAGUCCUGUCCUGUCGACCACAAAUCUCGUACAACGUGGUCCUCUAUCUUGCCAGGGAGCAGCUCUGCGCACCCAGUCAACGCAUCUUCGCUCUCGACUGAACGGGAGGUCUCUUCGAUACCCCGAACAGACAAUGGUAAUUGGGUAUACCCGUCAGAGGCUCAAUUUUUUGCUGCCAUGGCGCGCAAAAACCAUAACCCGCAUGCUCCAGAUAUGAAGACUAUCAUUCCUAUUCAUAAUGCUGUAAAUGAACGCGCUUGGUCGGAGCUAAUGAAAUGGGAAUCUGGGAGAGGUGGUGAAAAGUGUGGAGGAGUGAAACUUGUAAACUUCAAGGGCAGACCUAAUGACCUGACCCCAAAAGCUCGACUCAUGACCUUGCUCGGGUACUCUGCUCCUUUCGAUCGUCACGACUGGGUGGUCGAACGAUGCGGAACCCGAAUUAGAUACGUGAUCGACUUCUAUACUGGACGGGGCGCAGGACCGUCAUCGUCAAAUAAUGUCUCUUUUUAUCUCGAUGUUCGGCCUGCCUUAGACAACUGGGAAGGGGUGAAAAUGAGAGCUGAGAACAUUUGGCAGGACUGGUUUGGAAGUGUUCACAGUAGCAGCACCCCAUCUCAGUCAUGAGUAUUAUCCAUAGACGCAUAUUUAAUCCCCUACUUGCAUGGUUUUACUAAUUGUGAAUACAUAUAGGACUUAUACCUAUGGUAUCAUGAUGUGGAACGGCGGGCUGAUCACGACCAUUAUCGAUCCAGCUUCCUCUUGACGAAGUACCAAGCCUAAUCUAAAUCAAGCCCACCUUGUCUUUGUGCCCCGAACUUAUAUAGGGUUGAUUUCUGAACACGUGACUAACGCGUCGCGAUCGGCUUUGUUGAUAAUGAUAAUGUGCAUUGG